This is a messenger RNA of Hyalella azteca, 891 nucleotides long. RefSeq names its product extensin-1-like. The transcript has a single exon. The record is from RefSeq and is a predicted model, not a curated record. NCBI's taxonomy places the organism in Eukaryota, Metazoa, Arthropoda, Malacostraca, Amphipoda, Hyalellidae. The coding region runs from base 1 to 891 and encodes 296 amino acids.
AUGCCUCUCCCUCCUGUCCUUGACAUGCCUCUCCCUCCUGUCCUUGACAUGCCUCUCCCUCCUGUCCUUGACAUGCCUCUCCCUCCUGUCCUUGACAUGCCUCUCCCUCCUGUCCUUGACAUGCCUCUCCCUCCUGUCCUUGACAUGCCUCUCCCUCCUGUCCUUGACAUGCCUCUCCCUCCUGUCCUUGACAUGCCUCUCCCUCCUGUCCUUGACAUGCCUCUCCCUCCUGUCCUUGACAUGCCUCUCCCUCCUGUCCUUGACAUGCCUCUCCCUCCUGUCCUUGACAUGCCUCUCCCUCCUGUCCUUGACAUGCCUCUCCCUCCUGUCCUUGACAUGCCUCUCCCUCCUGUCCUUGACAUGCCUCUCCCUCCUGUCCUUGACAUGCCUCUCCCUCCUGUCCUUGACAUGCCUCUCCCUCCUGUCCUUGACAUGCCUCUCCCUCCUGUCCUUGACAUGCCUCUCCCUCCUGUCCUUGACAUGCCUCUCCCUCCUGUCCUUGACAUGCCUCUCCCUCCUGUCCUUGACAUGCCUCUCCCUCCUGUCCUUGACAUGCCUCUCCCUCCUGUCCUUGACAUGCCUCUCCCUCCUGUCCUUGACAUGCCUCUCCCUCCUGUCCUUGACAUGCCUCUCCCUCCUGUCCUUGACAUGCCUCUCCCUCCUGUCCUUGACAUGCCUCUCCCUCCUGUCCUUGACAUGCCUCUCCCUCCUGUCCUUGACAUGCCUCUCCCUCCUGUCCUUGACAUGCCUCUCCCUCCUGUCCUUGACAUGCCUCUUCCUCCUGCCCUUGACAUGCCUCUUCCUCCUGCCCUUGACAUGCCUCUUCCUCCUGCCCUUGACAUGCCUCUUCCUCCUGUCCUUGACAUGCCUCUCUCCUCUACCCUUCAGUGA